Messenger RNA from Rubroshorea leprosula, 997 nucleotides. Lineage: Eukaryota; Viridiplantae; Streptophyta; Magnoliopsida; Malvales; Dipterocarpaceae. The record is from the annotation of a GenBank genome assembly.
AACAGCUAGCUAGCAGCCCCUAAGCACAUAGCGCCUUCUGCAACACUGCUAGUACUACCUUAAACAGCAAUGCAGUUCUCAUUUAGCAAAAGACUCCCAAGCUUUUCAGGCGACAUUUCCAGAAGAUUUCACAGUCGACUUUUUCAGGUAAUAACAAAUGGAAUAUGUUAGAGAAGUUGGAGAACUCCGGGGUAACCAGGGUAUAGAAGAGGAAGAAUGCGUGAUGUUUGUAGAGCCGAUUGCAAUGAUUGUAUUGUCGAAAAUGCAGGACUUGCCGAAAACCCUUACACCCGAGAGUAGUGCCAGUUCAAGCGCACGAGAGGGUGGCGACCACCACACUUCAUCGUCCAGCAGCUCAUCCUCUGAAGAGACACCCAACCACGAGGAAGAGACGGGGAAUGUGGUUGGCAAUGAACCUGGACUAAAAAGAAAACAAAUUAGGAUAAGGAUUAAGCUUAGAUAUUUUUUCUUUUCUUCCUCAUUUUCACGCGGUUAUGCUCUGUCUUCUUCCCGAUCCUUCAUCCCGAAAAGCCCCUAAGCCACCGACUUUCUCCCCUUGAAAAAAACCGGUGAAGGCCUCUUGAAAUUUCCCUCCUUUCUUGCUCAAAAACCAAGUUGCAGGCCUAGAACACUCUCCUAAACCCAGAAAUUUUCCAGAUCUGCGCUGUCCUCUUCCCCUCUGUCCGCCGGCCUCUGCUGUGUGGGGUUGGGUUCGGUUUUCUGGUUCCCGAUCGUUCUGCCAGUUAGCACCGUGAAUUGAGCCUUUGGUUUUAAGCGAGUGAGGUAAUUAAAUUUAUGGUAAUGCCCAUACUGUUUUUCAAAAAAUGUUUUGACUUGUUUUUGAAGUGGUGGUGGGACUAAACCCGUUUUAUGCAAAAGUACGUAUGAGUGAUUUGAAGUGAAGUUUUAUGCUUUUCAUUAAAUUGAGCAUGCCUACUUGAAAUUUAAUUGAUUGCCCCGAUGAUUUGAAAGUGAUUAGUAAAGCAUGAUUUUCUGU